Messenger RNA from Schistocerca piceifrons (Central American locust), 2581 nucleotides. RefSeq names its product endophilin-B1 (gene EndoB). Gene Ontology annotation, cellular component: cytoplasm; membrane. The transcript has 8 exons. The coding region runs from base 112 to 1011 and encodes 299 amino acids. The record is from RefSeq and is a predicted model, not a curated record. NCBI's taxonomy places the organism in Eukaryota, Metazoa, Arthropoda, Insecta, Orthoptera, Acrididae. Gene Ontology annotation, biological process: membrane organization. Gene Ontology annotation, molecular function: protein binding.
AUGAUGGUUAUACGCAAAGUUGCGAAUCAAAGAUGAAGCAUGACAGGGAACUGAAGCCAUCGACCAACACAGUUUACACUUUACAGUAAGUGUACAGUGUCAGAAAUACAGAUGGAUAUGGACUUCAACGUGAAGAAAUUAGUUCGGGACGCAGGGACAGCAAUCAGUCGUGUAGUGCAGUUAACAGAAGAAAAAUUAGGGACGUCUGAAAAGACAGAACUCGAUGCCCAUUUUGAAAAUUUAGCCGAGCGGUCAGAUACAACAAAAUUAUGGACAGAAAAGAUACUGAGAGACACGGAAGCCGUACUUACACCAAACCCAGGGAACAGGGUUGAAGACUUCUUGUUUGAAAAAAUAGAAAAGAAGAGACCAAAUCGGCUGACAAAUCUUGAAUACUUAGGAUUGGAUAUGAUUGAGGCAGGGAAUGAAUUUGGUCCAGGUACAGCCUAUGGAAGUGCAUUGGUUAAGGUAGGACAGUGUGAACAGAGAUUGGGACAGACUGAAAGGGAAUUCAUUAGUUCAGCUGGACAGUGUUUCAUACAACCCCUAAGGAAGUUUCUGGAUGGUGAAAUGAAAACAAUUCUGAAGGAAAGAAGUCUUUUGGAGAGCAAAAGGUUGGAUUUGGAUGCUUGUAAAAACCGGCUACGUAAGGCAAGAAGUAUGCAUUCGCAGCAGAAUAAGGAAGGGGUGAACCCUGAAGUAUUGAUAGAACAGGCGGAGAAAGAUUUAAGAGUAGCUCAGUCAGAAUUUGAUCGGCAGGCGGAGAUAACGAAGUUGCUACUGGAAGGCAUUAGCAGCUCCCACGCUAGCCACUUACGCUGCUUGCACGAAUUUGUUGAGGCACAAGUCAGAUACUAUGACCAAUGCCAUCAUAUUAUGCAGGAACUCCAACGUGAUCUGUCAAGUGAUGUUAAACCAACACCAAUGUUGCGCGUAAACAGCGAAGAUGUGGACCUCACUACUCCUGCCACAUCUCCAAUUACAGAUAGCAAGUUUAGCAUUUCAGAAUGAAACACACUUUUGAGAAAUGUUCUUCAUUACAGACAUUAGGUGUGAACAUUAUUUGUCUUUACCACAUUAGAUCAGUUUGUUAGAAUUUGCAUUACUAAAUUUAGUCAGUGGAUGAGGAGAAAUUGAAGUGUACAGUUAAAUUGAAUGUAAUAGUUUUCCAGCACCAUUGUACAUUUUUCAGACAUUCUUUGUAGGUAUAGGGAGAUGUUUGCAUACAGUUAGAUUCAUUGGGGAAAAGAGACUGAAAUAACAAUGAACCAAGAUAGAUUAAAUGAAUAACAGUAGCAUAAAAAUUUCUAAACCACAUCUAAAAGCUAGCACAUAAAAAAAUAUGUAACAGGUUCACAAUAUGCCAUACAUUCAUCAAUGCCAAUUACUGUUUGCAUUGUAAUGGAUUGUACCAUGUUAAUUUUAAAUACCAUUUUUGCUCAGUUUCAGUUGUAUAAUAUGAGGCAUUCUACCCGUACCAAUGAUUUUUCUCCUCAGUAUGUAGAUCUUACAAUACAAUAUAUAAAAAAGGAAUCACGUCAGCAUUUUUCUCCCUUUUCUAGUCACAGAAAGACAAGGUUUAAAUGUCAGGUUGCAUCAAAUGUUUAAUUGGUGAAGGCAUUUAUGACAUAAAGCAAAUAUUUCAUGCCAAUUUUAAAAUAAAACUACUACUUCCUCCCACAUAAACCUUCUUUGUAAAAAUAUUAAUAGAUGGCGAUAAAUUACAGUUACAGUUUUCCUCAAAUUGCAUGUGGAGUGCUCCUAGAAUUGAUGAAUAAUACGCUUGACAUUUGAUUGAUUUUGAUGUGUUGUUGCUCAAUUCAGUUCAGUUAUUUAUUACAUAUUUAUUGUAUGUUAUGGAAGGUCCCGACACCUUUCUUUGUUCCUCUUCUGCGUGUGUUUUACGUUUAAAAUUUGUUUUGAUGAGAGAAUAUACUGCAACAGUAGUAUAAAUAAUAUAACAUUGCAAAAUGACUUGAGCUCUUAAGCACUCUUACACACACACACACACACACACACACACACACACACACACACACACACACUGAAUGAGCAAAGUUUUUUUUCCCCCCCCCUCAAUGCUAUAUUGAAAUUUAUAUGUAUACUACUUGUAUAAAUAUUUUUUAAAAUGUCUCACAGUUGUUUACCAUAACAGUAAUUUCUGUAACUUGAUACACCCUGUAAUGUAGAAAAUUUUCAUAUUUGUUUGUAAUGUUAUGCACAUGAAUGUUGUUUCAAGUUCAUGAAGUUAAUUCUGUGGAGCUGCUAAAUAGUUUAACAUAUUUUAUUUUGGACAUCAAUGUGUUUGAGUCUGUUAUGAAUUAACUGUUGAUAUGAGCCUUAAAUAAUGUUGUUGUUAUUCUUUUAAUUUUCAUAUGGUGAAAAUUAAGUUCUACAUCUGUUUAUCAUAAGAGUUAAGUACUUAUGUGUCCUUGAAACCUCUAUGUAGUCAGUACUGCUAUAUGUCUUACUGUUAAUUUCAAUUAAUGUUUCAUUCUUCUGAGUGUCAUCCUAGUUAUGUAAUUAUAGAUUCUGGAUGCAUGUAUAUUAUGUGCUUUUUAUGUAUUAAACAUAUCUGUUC